Molecule: messenger RNA, 924 nt
Organism: Puccinia triticina
Lineage: Eukaryota; Fungi; Basidiomycota; Pucciniomycetes; Pucciniales; Pucciniaceae
Exons: 3
Coding region: 1-924 (307 amino acids)
Biological process (GO): ubiquinone biosynthetic process
Molecular function (GO): 2-methoxy-6-polyprenyl-1,4-benzoquinol methyltransferase activity
Source: RefSeq, a predicted model, not a curated record
AUGCAACCUCUCAAUCUCAUCCAAACCACCUCCACUUCGAGGUCCCUGUUCAACUCAUUAAGAUCCUCGAACCGUCUCACUUCACGAGCCACGACAUUUGCUCAGAACCUACGCCAUCUGGCCACCAGCCGAACCACUCCAGCUGAGGGGAGUCGACCUCUCAGACAAGAACCGGAUAGCGCACAGUUCACAGUCUCCAGAUCGGAGAUCGAACACUUCAACAAGUUGGCCUCGACAUGGUGGAACGAGCAUGGCGCGUUUGGGUUGCUACACAGGAUGAAUCCGGUCCGAGUACUCGAUGUCGGCUGUGGGGGCGGAAUCUUCUCAGAAGUGCUCGCAAGACUCGGCGCUCAAGUCCUCGGUAUCGACGCCGCAGAGGACAGCAUCAAGGCCGCCCGUCUACACGCCCAAUCCGAUCCUCAGCUCAACCCUCUUUCCAACCCGAAUCCAAAACUGCUCUAUCGCCACUGCUCCGUCGAAUCCUUACUCCAAUCCGAUAACUUGCAUCAUCAUGGGCGGUACGAUAUCGUUUGUGCUAUGGAGGUCAUCGAACACGUUGAAAACCCUGCGGGAUUCCUCACCGCUCUAGCCGAGCUAACUAAACCGGGUGGACAUAUCAUCCUUUCAACCAUCUCCCGGACGCCGCUCUCAAAAUUUCUGACGAUCACGGUAGCCGAAUCCAACCUACCAAUCGUCGGCAUCGUCCCCCCGGGCACUCACACUUACAACAAGUUCAUCAAGCCAGAAGAGCUCACCGAAUUCUUCCGUGGCCAACUCGGUUGGGCAACCUCUUACGAAAGGUCCGAUCUCGAAACCCGUGGAUGUACCUACGAUCCACUUGCCGCUAGGUGGAAGCUUUUCCCCAGAGACGCCUUCUGGGGCCAGUGGUGCAACUAUUUCUUCGGUGUAAAAAAACCUCUGUAA